This is a messenger RNA of Marchantia polymorpha subsp. ruderalis, 4811 nucleotides long. The record is from the annotation of a GenBank genome assembly. NCBI's taxonomy places the organism in Eukaryota, Viridiplantae, Streptophyta, Marchantiopsida, Marchantiales, Marchantiaceae.
AUGCUGAGGAAUAAUGGCACUGGCGAAGUCGCCGAGAACGAUAAACAUUCUGCGAUAGGUCGAGGAAUUGACAGUCAGCUUCCUUUAGGUGUCAAAACGGAGACAUCAAACGAGCUCUCAGGUCUGAAUUCCCCAAAUUUUGAUUCAAGACGAUCGCUUUCGAUUUCCUCGACGGAUCAGCCGGACGUCAGUGCACCAGCUGCUGCUGCUUCUAUCACCCAGAUUUCGAACCCCGUUACGCUGUUGCACAGUGCACCGAGUGCUGGAUUGCCGUCACCAAGUGGGCCAGGUGUAGGAGGAUCAUCAAAUGGUUCAAAAGCUGGAGGAGAAGCAUCGGCCUCUCCACCAGGCGAAGGUGUUGCUGCAGGGGGUCCGGAUUCCAAAGGCCAGCAGAAAGGGUCCAGUGGGUUCAGCAGUCUGGUAAUAGGAGAUGACAGACUCAGUGCACGGAACGGAAGCAAGCUCGAUUUGUUACCCGAUCGGGCAACUAAUCUAGGAGGGCGGUCGACUACCAGUAGUGGUGGUGCUUUAGGAGGAGAGUUGCGCACUGAGACAUUACUGGCAGGAAUUUCAGGGAAUCUGGGGCUUACGAGAUUGCAGUCGUCAAUCGACAAACUUGCUAUCUUGAAACUGAAAGCCGGUGGGAAUGAUACACCAGACCUUCGGCGGAGACUGUCAGGGGAGCUGGAUUUAGCUCAGGAGAAACGAAAUUCUUGGGUGCCGAGAAAGUUUGACGGUGACAGUUUUGACCAAUUGCCCUCUCGGCCCACGGAAACACAGAGAACAGGAGCAGCAAGUGCUUUGCGUCAGCAAAGACUGAUCAAUGGCCAUAUGUCCAGUGGCAGUUUGGACAACCCUGAACACGCCACUGGUGCUGGUGCCCUUGCAGCUCCACUGAGAGGCUCUGCUUCUCCGAGUAAUCGUUGUAGUAGUAGUAAUAGCAGUAGUAGUACUAGUAGCAGCAGCAGCCUCAGUAGUACUAGCACAAUCAUAAGGGCAAGACCUGAAUUGCAAAAGUUUGAUGUAGGUAGUAGUAAUCUUCGGAAACGUCGACAGGUUGUCGGGGCUUUACAGGAUGUCCGAGAAGAACGUUCUCCAGGGGUUCGUGCUGGUAAUGUUUUCUCUGAUGAGGCUGGUGGGAGCCACAACAAUGGUGAGCCAGACUCAACGAAUAGAAGCAAUACUUGCUCUACACCAAGACCUCGUUCAAACCUCUCCAUGUCUUCUUGUCUUCGACAUCGGUCGCUAUGUUCCUCACUAUUCGUUGUUGUGCUACUCCUUCUUUGUGUCUUGUCGGUUCUCUACGGUAUUAUCAUGAACGAACAAGUCAUGCUUUUGGAGAAGCGAAAUGCCAAGCUCAGGGAGGAAGUACAUGGGUGUUCUGUAGGAGUUCAUCUAUAUCCGUCCAAAGAGGAGGCGGAGACAGGAGAAGAACCUGAUGACGGUGAUGUUGCAUACCAGGCAAUUAGAAAGUUUGCAUUUCUCGUGUCACUUCUUUGCCUGACUUCUCCAUUCUGGAUCUUCAAGUACGUGGAUGGGAUUCCCAGGUUGAGUGAAGACAACAGAAGUGGUGAAGAAGAAGUGCCUUUGAGCAAACGAAUGGCUUACCGAGUCGACGUUCUGUUCUCCACCAUACCUUUGUUCAAGCCUUUGGCCCUGCUUUUCGCAACCAUUCUUCUCAUAGGUCUCGGAGGGGUUGCUCUUUUUGCUGUCAGUGGAGAUACCUGGGGGGAAGCCUUGUGGCGGGCAUGGACAUACGUAGCGGAUGCUGGAAAUCACGCUGACAGUGUAGGGACCGGACCACGAGUCGUCUCACUCUGCAUCAGCUUCGGAGGAAUGCUCAUCUUCGCGCUAAUGCUAGGCCUUGUCUCAGAUGCCAUUUCAGAGAAGGUGGACUCUUUGCGCAAAGGGAAAAGUGAAGUCAUCGAAAGCAACCACACGCUCAUCCUCGGCUGGAGUGACAAGUUGGUUUGGAAAACGGAUGAGACCACAAAGGGAUCGCUUUUGAAACAGCUUUCCAUAGCGAACCAGAGCAUGGGCGGAGGGGUGGUUGUGGUACUGGCUGAGCGCGAAAAGGAGGAGAUGGAGCUCGACAUCGCUAAGAUGGAGUUUGACUUCAUGGGGACUUCAGUCAUCUGUAGAAGUGGCAGUCCCCUGAUAAUGGCUGAUCUCAAAAAGGUUUCUGUUUCAAAAGCUCGUGCUAUCAUCGUUUUGGCAGAAGUGGCAAAUGCGGACCAGAGUGAUGCGCGAGUCUUGCGAGUUGUUUUGAGCCUGACAGGAGUUAAGGAAGGGCUGCGAGGUCAUAUUGUAGUGGAGCUGAGCGAUCUGGACAACGAGCAGUUGGUGAAGCUGGUUGGCGGUGAUCUUGUGGAAACUGUUGUUGCACAUGAUGUCAUCGGCCGGCUUAUGAUCCAGUGUGCACGCCAACCGGGUCUUGCUCAGAUUUGGGAAGACAUACUUGGCUUUGACAAUGCCGAGUUCUACGUAAAGAGAUGGCCGGAGCUGGAUGGAAAGCGAUUUGAGCAAGUAUUACUCAGCUUUCCUGAUGCUAUCCCCUGUGGAGUCAAAGUGGCGGCCGAUAGAGGAAAAAUUGUGCUCAACCCUGAAGAUGAUUAUGUCAUGGCUGAAGGGGAUGAACUGCUCGUGAUUGCCGAGGACGACGACACUUACUGCCCUGCGGAAGUGCCCAAGAUAAGAAAGGGCUCUCUUCCGAGAGUUGUAAGUCCACCCAAGUUACCAGAGAAGAUUCUAUUUUGCGGCUGGCGCCGCGAUAUUGAUGACAUGAUACUGGUUCUUGAUUCAUUCUUGGCCAGUGGCUCGGAGCUCUGGAUGUUUAGUGAAGUGGCCUUUGCCGAACGAGAGAAGAAAUUAAUGGACGGCGGCACGAAUCCCCACAUGCUAAUUAACAUCACCCUUGUUCAUCGCCAAGGAAAUGCCGUUAUCCGUCGACACCUUGAAAGCUUACCACUUGAGACGUUUGAUUCGAUAUUGAUCCUUGCCGACGAGGCUCUGGAGGAUAGUGUGGUCAAUGCUGAUUCCAGAUCGUUAGCUACGCUUUUGCUAAUUCGUGAUAUUCAGUCAAAGCGAUUGCCGCACCAAGCAUCUAAACAUGUACAAGUGCGUGCUGCGGGGGCCUCACAAAGUUCUUGGAUACGUGAAAUGCAACAAGCAUCGGAUCAGUCCAUCAUCAUUAGCGAAAUUUUAGACUCCCGGACCAAAAAUCUCGUGUCAGUCUCAAAGAUAAGUGACUACGUUCUGUCCAAUGAGCUUGUGAGCAUGGCGUUAGCAAUGGUGGCUGAAGAGAAGCAGAUCAACCGCGUCCUGGAGGAGCUUUUUGCAGAAGAGGGAAAUGAAAUGUACAUUCGGCCGGGAGAAAUGUAUCUAUAUGAUCAAGAAGAGUUGAGUUUUUAUGACAUCAUGGCCCGUGCAAGGCAAAGACACGAGAUCGUCAUCGGAUAUCGCUUAGCUUCCCAAGACAGAGCUAUCAUCAAUCCUCCCAACAAGCUCACGGUUCGAAAGUGGUCUUUAGAGGAUGUCUUCGUUGUGCUUGCCCAAGAGGAGUAGAACCAUUAGGACCAGAUCAGAGUGGGGCAGACAGGAGUUGUCAGGCAUAGGUUUUAGUUUAGUCUGUAGAUUAGAUUCUUUACACUACACAUCAUGACGCCAUCCAGUCCGCAACCCUACAUGACAGAUUCAGACCAUACAGUUGUGCUGACAGUGGCCUCCACUGUCAGCACAUCUUAAGAUGCUGGGCUUGCGGUGUGAGAAGUAAAGAGGGACUAGGAUGCAGGCAUAUCUCAGCGGUAUGAAGUAGGAGCAAUCAUUUAUGCUUUACGGAAAGAAUUUUGCUCGCGAUAUAAAUUUGGAACGUCUCAAAUGUUCCUGCGUUUCAAGGUUGCAGUGCACCUGUAAUCACUCCACUUUCGUCAGUUGAAGGAUCCUAUCAGUAUACUAUCACCUCAUCCACCCACUUUUCAGGCUCACAUCAAGAACCUCGUCAUGUAGUUGCUCGGCUCUCAUAGCUGAUAUGUCACUUGCUCGCUUAGCACUCAUCAUUUCAUGGGAUUGUUAUGGAAGUCAUGUAUCCGUCCACUUGUCCUGUUAGCAGGAACCCUUGGGAUUCUAGUUUGCCCCAACUCUUCUAUGAUAGAACGGACGGUCCCUGAGAUCAAGGGAGCAGUCGAUUGUUCGACACGAUCCUUGUUCUUCUGCUUAGCAGCAUUGUGGAUGAGGUGAAUCCUUUACUCUUUCUCCCAUCCCAUUCCGUCCAUGCAUUUUAUUUGAGAAGUCUACCGUGGAGUCUGUAGACAGUUCCUGUCAAUGGACCUACUUCAAAUCGGCCACACCACCAGUGCUGUUGUUGGUUUGUUUGGAAUGCAACGUUUAGGCCGGCCUCGGAGUGGUAGAAGGAGAGAUCAAACCACCGAAUGCCUUAAUUGCUGGUAGCUGUCCCACGGUGAUGAUCAGACUAUGGAUCCUUAGUUACCUGCAUGGAAUCGAAACGAUGUUCAGGGAGUUGGUGAUUCGGACUCUAGUGGUUUGAUGAGGCUGAUCAGGGAUCAGUCUGUCACAGCGAGUUUCUGAAAGGAGGACUUAUUCCUUGCUGGUGACAUCCAGACGGAAGUGGACCUCCGACACACUCGAUGUACUAGUAUUUUGAAAGGUCUCGUCAUGUGGUUAGUUUCUGCAGGAUGUGCUGCUUGCUCCACAACGGGAGCGAGAGUGAGAAAUUAGAGAAUGAGCGAAAUUCUCUUCACAUCAUUUAGUGUUAUAUUAUGCUAAAUCCACGGAGAAGGCAUAGAUAUUUUUGG